AUGAAUAUCAAGGAGAAAAUUGCCUAUGAUGGCAAUGAUUACCUUGCCCUGAAUGAGGACCUGUGCUCCUGGACCGCAGCGGACAGGGUGGCUCAAAUCUCCAAGCUCAAGCUUGAGCAGGGCGGUGCUGCGGGUCACAGUAGGAACUACCUGGACGGGGACUGCAGAGGGUGGCUCCACAGACACCUGGAGAACAGGAAGGACACACUGCAGCAUGCAAACCCUCCAAAGACACAUGUGACCCAGCACCCCAUCUCUGACCAUGAGGUCCCCCUGAGAUUCUGGGCUCUGGGCUUCUACCCUGAGAUCUCACUGACCUGGCAGCAUGACAUGGAGGACCAGACCCAGGACAUGGAGCUUGUAGAGCCCAGGCCUUCAGAGAAUGGAACCUUCCAGAAAUGGGCAGCUCUAGUAGGCCCUUCUGGAGAGGAGAAGAGAUAUACAUGCAAUGUGCAGCACAAGGGGCUUCAGGAAACCCUCAUGCUGAGAUGGGGUGAAAAAGCAGGGAGCUACACUCAGGCUGCAGAUAAGUAUAGAGGGGAUGUGAUUCCUGAGACCCGUUUUCUCUCCUGUGGAUUCUGA
This is a messenger RNA of Capra hircus (goat), 582 nucleotides long. Its product is annotated as patr class I histocompatibility antigen, alpha chain G-like. Gene Ontology annotation, cellular component: external side of plasma membrane. Gene Ontology annotation, molecular function: signaling receptor binding; peptide antigen binding. The transcript has 5 exons. Bases 1 to 582 code for a protein of 193 amino acids. The record is from RefSeq and is a predicted model, not a curated record. Gene Ontology annotation, biological process: antigen processing and presentation of endogenous peptide antigen via MHC class I via ER pathway, TAP-independent; positive regulation of T cell mediated cytotoxicity; immune response. NCBI's taxonomy places the organism in Eukaryota, Metazoa, Chordata, Mammalia, Artiodactyla, Bovidae.